This is a messenger RNA of Botrytis sinoallii, 846 nucleotides long. RefSeq lists its product as uncharacterized. Bases 1 to 846 code for a protein of 281 amino acids. The transcript has 2 exons. Lineage: Eukaryota; Fungi; Ascomycota; Leotiomycetes; Helotiales; Sclerotiniaceae. The record is from RefSeq and is a predicted model, not a curated record.
AUGUGGCUGGAGAAUAAUAAAGAUUCUCAAUCGAUUACAGACCCCUUGUCGCGAGCUAUGGAACUUUUUCGAAAUAUUAAUUCUGAUGCCACGAUACCUCCCUACGAACAGGGAAUGAUUGAUCUUGGACAUAGCUGGCAUAUGAAAGAACCACAAAGAGAUCUAGAUGAGAAUUUAAUCGGCAUGUAUUCGCCACAGUCUCUACCCCCUAGCAUUGCUGCAUUAUUGUCAGUCAACCACGAUUUGAGAAUGCUCGUGGACAAGACAUACUCCUUUGCAUGUGGAAUCGCAGAGCCAAUGGUGUUCUUUAAUUUUGAGCUGGAUACUCUCUUUCUUAGUCAUAAAGAUAUGCACAUUGCUUCUAAUAAACUGGGUUUCUGCAAUUCACUGUUUAGCGGGCUAGAUGGUGGGAGACGAAAAGAUUGGGAAAAGGUCAAAUUCCUAGCCAUAGAAGUCAUGGUUGGCGAUUUUUGUGGAUUGCUCCGAGAAAACAAAUAUGACAUCGAUUGUUUCUUGUUCAUAUCCAUCAUUUUCUGUUAUUUUACUAGUUUGAAGGAAUUGACCUUGCCUGUCCGUCCUCAUGACGCAUUCACAUUCCUGAAAUGGGUAUGUGUUGAAGACUUACAAGACUUCGAAAAUUGCGAUCUUGACCCUCCUAGACAUGUGUACUACCAUGUGAUUAAACGGCUACUUUCACAUAUUUCGAGUUUUGCGAGACAUAUAGAAAAGCUUACAGAAGCCCCUUUUCACGUUCCGGAGGUCGAAUCAAUGUUCCAAAAGACGAUUCUCGGACCUGGCUGGCAGAGAAAAUUGGAGGGUGCACGCCAAAAUGGCCUCAGAUUAUGA